Danio rerio (zebrafish) is the source of this 579-nucleotide messenger RNA. RefSeq names its product novel immune-type receptor 11a (gene nitr11a). The record is from RefSeq and is marked provisional. Gene Ontology annotation, cellular component: plasma membrane. Lineage: Eukaryota; Metazoa; Chordata; Actinopteri; Cypriniformes; Danionidae.
AUGGUGUGUGUAGUAAUCUCAGCGCUGUUGAUGGGUUUACUUGUCAAAUCCUCUCAGACAGGCAAUAUAUCAGCUCAACCAGUAGAAAAUGUUACUAUUUGGUGUAAACAUGCAGGUGUUGGACAGUACAUACACUGGUUCAAGCAGACACACGGUGCUGUUCCUCUUGGCAUUGUCUACAUGAUGUUACCCUUUAAUGUCAAAUUAAAUGCAAUAUAUUUAAAUAAUUUUCUACCAGACCGUUUUGUGAUGUCUCUGAAUCGCAACAACACAUCCUUAAGUAUUUUGAACAUGAAUAUUAAUGAUUCUGGUCAUUACUUCUGUGGUUGGGGCUCUUGGAAAAUGAUGUUUGGUGAUGGAAUACACCUAAACAUUGAAGAUCUCAAGAGUGACAUUUUAAAAGACAACUGUCCUGGAAACAUCUACUAUAACCUGACUUUUAUUUUUGAUGCAGAUCGGCGUGUAACACAUCAUGGGGAGGCUCAUUCAUCAGUGUAUGCGGCUCUAAGAUUCUCAAAACAGAAAACCAGAAGAGCAGCCAGACAAGAUACAGAUGUUGUGUUUUCUGCUACUAGAUGA